AUGAUUAAUCGACAUAAUCUAGAAGCUGAUCUAGGUUUACAUACGUACACCCUCAAAAUAAAUCAAUUUGCUGACAUGACACAUGAAGAAUUUACUAGAACAAUGUUAAGCGGUUUAAAACUGACUCUUACAACAAAUGUACCAAAGACAUUGGAUUUACCAUUAAAUGGUAAAAUACCAGCUUCUGUUGAUUGGCGAAAAAAAGGUGCAGUGACUACAGUUAUUGAAGAUCAAGGUCAAUGUGGUUCAUGUUGGGCUUUUACAGCAACCGGUGCUUUAGAAGGACAACAUGCUUUAAAAACAGGAAAAUUAGUACGUUUAUCAGCACAAAACUUAAUGGAUUGUUCCGGUAGCUUUGGUAACUACGGAUGCAAUGGAGGAUUGAUGGAUUCAGCAUUUGAAUAUAUCAAAGCUAAUAAUGGAGUUGAUACUGAAGAAAGCUAUCCAUAUGAAGCAAAAGAUGGUCCAUGUCGUUUUAAACCAGCUAAUGUUGGAGCUACCGAUACAGGUUUUGUUGAUCUUCCAACAGGAAAUGAAACUGCUUUGCAAAUAGCUCUUGCUACAGUUGGUCCAAUGUCUGUAGCAAUUGAUGCUCAACAUACAUCAUUUCAAUUUUAUUCAUCAGGUGUUUACAAUGAACCUGAUUGUUCAACAACAAACUUGUGUCAUUCAUUUGUUUUGGUUGGUUAUGAUACAUAUCAUAAUAGUACAGUUAAACAAGAUUAUUACAUUGCAAAAAAUUCUUGGGGUGAAUCGUGGGGUAAUAAAGGUUAUGUUUGGAUGAGUCGUAACAAAAAAAAUCAGUGUGGUAUUGCGACGACGGCCAGCUAUCCUCUUGUUUGA
Messenger RNA from Rotaria sp. Silwood1, 843 nucleotides. Lineage: Eukaryota; Metazoa; Rotifera; Eurotatoria; Philodinida; Philodinidae. The record is from the annotation of a GenBank genome assembly.